AUCCAUUAUUCAUUCAAGUGUCUAUCAAAAAGAAAAAAAAAAAGUUGUUCUUUGUAGCAUGUCCAACGAAUACCAACCUUAAGAAGGAUCAUCGCCAUUUGCAACAAUUUCGUGAUUCAAUUGAGAUAGCUCGAUCUCGCGAACAUGACUUUGAGGCUUUUGAUAUCGCAGGUUGCAAGACGACAAUCCAAAUUUGGACAGAUUCAAAGUGUAUUUGCUACAAGCUAUUUUUCUGUCAAUAAGUUUGGACAUCGUCCUGGGUUUAGACUUUUGGGUGCCCAAGAGAGAUUUCAGUCUAGCUACCUUGGCAGUAUAGCUCGUCGAGCGCGUGAUGCAGAUGAAGCUGCCGAAGUUGCUUAUCUCAAAGAACUUUACCAUCAGAAUGAUCCUGAGGCUGUGAUUAGAGUAUUUGAAAGCCAACCAUCUUUGCAUAAUAGUCCCUCGGCUCUUUCCGAAUACGUGAAAGCACUGGUGAAAGUUGAUAGGCUUGAUGAAAGUGAAUUACUGAAGACAUUAAGGAGAGGCAUGUCCAAUUCAGUAGCGAGUGAGGAAGAAACUGCAGCUGGACUUUCUGCUUUAAGAAAUUUAGGAAAAUCAACAAAAGACAAUAUUAUUGGAACUGCUAGUAAUCCAAUCUAUAUGGUGGCUAGAGAUGGUGGGAAUAUAAAAGAUCAGUUAUGGCGUACGCUCAGGAUCAUUGCGUUGGCCUUUUUUGUAAUUUCUGGUCUAGGAGCACUCAUUGAAGAUAAAGGAAUUAGUAAAGGACUUGGUAUAAAUGAAGAAGUGCAACCCAUCAUGGAAACAAGCACAAAAUUUAGUGAUGUAAAAGGUGUUGAUGAGGCAAAGGCUGAGCUGGAAGAAAUUGUUCAUUAUCUUCGAGAUCCUAAGCGGUUUACUCGUCUUGGUGGUAAGCUUCCAAAAGGGAUUUUGCUUGUUGGUCCACCUGGUACUGGAAAAACAAUGUUGGCUAGAGCUAUUGCUGGUGAGGCUGGGGUUCCAUUCUUCUCCAGCAGUGGAAGUGAAUUUGAAGAGAUGUAUGUUGGUGUUGGUGCACGAAGGGUGAGAGAACUUUUUGCUGCUGCUAGGAAACGAGCACCUUGUAUAAUAUUCAUUGAUGAGAUUGAUGCUGUUGGAGGAAGCCGUAAUCCAAAGGACCAAAUGUACAUGAAGAUGACAUUAAAUCAGUUAUUGGUUGAGCUAGAUGGAUUCAAGCAAAAUGAGGGAAUAAUUGUGAUUGGAGCAACUAAUUUUCCAGAAUCAUUGGAUGAUGCAUUGGUGAGACCUGGGCGGUUUGACCGCAAUGUUGCUGUUCCCUAUCCGGAUGUAAGAGGAAGACAGCAGAUUUUGGAAUCACACAUGUCAAAGGUUUUGAAGGCUGACGAUGUUGAUCUAAUGGUCCUUGCUCGAGGAACACCUGGGUGCUCUGGGGCCGAUCUUGCAAACGUGGUUAACAUGGCUGCUAUCAAGGCUGCAAUGGAUGGUGCCAAAGCUGUGAGAAUGGCUGAUUUAGAGUUUGCAAAAGACAAGAUGCUGAUGGGCAGUGAACGCAAGUCAGCUGUUGUAUCUGCGGAGGAUCGAAAGUGCACUGCUUAUCAUGAGGGAGGUCAUGCCCUUGUUGCCAUGUAUACUGAUGGGGCCGACCCUGUUCACAAAGCAACCAUAGUUCCCCGAGGUAUGGCUCUUGGCAUGGUUAUGCAAUUGCCCAAUGAGGAUCAGCUUAGCGUUUCCCGCAAACAGAUGCUUGCCAGGCUUGAUGUUUGCAUGGGAGGCCGGGUUGCCGAAGAACUAAUUUUCGGAGAAAAUGAAGUCACUGGUGGUGCAUCCUCAGAUCUCAAGCAAGCAACUAGAUUGGCAAGGAGGAUGGUUACCAAAUAUGGCAUGGGCAAAGAAGUUGGACUAGUCUCUCACGAUUACAUAGAUAAUGGAAGGAGCAUGAGCUCAGAGACAAGGCUUCUCAUUGAGAAAGAGGUGAAGCAACUUCUGGAGAAGGCUUAUAACAAUGCAAAAACCAUUCUGACGACUCACAGCAAGGAGCAUCAUGCACUUGCAAAUGCUCUUCUGGAGCACGAGACUCUCACGGGAACUCAGAUAAAGACAUUGCUUGCCGAAGUUAGAGCUCAGAUGGAGCAACAGCAGCAGCUACAAACAGUUGAAGCUCAGAGCAGUUCACAAUCCAACACGGUGCCUCCAUCAUCCAGUAACCCGGCAUCUGCUGCCGCAGCUGCUGCAGCCGCCGCCGCUGCCACUGCAGCUGCAGCCGCUGCCAGUGCUGCCGCCACAGCCAGUGCUGCCGCUGCCAAGGCUAAAAGUGCUCCAGUGGGAUCUUAGCAGAAAAAGAUGCUAGAGUAGCAAACAUAACUUGUACGACUAGAUUGAAAAUGUUCUUAUAGUAAUUUUUUCAGGUUUUUCACAUGGAAAAACUCCAGGUCAUGCAUCUCGGAUUUUAGUUGGCAUAAAAUUAUAUGCAUUUACUUUUUUUUCAUUGUUUGUAGUGUACAAUGAAAAAUUAAUAUAUUUUCAUGUGCCUCCUCCA
Molecule: messenger RNA, 2533 nt
Organism: Vigna radiata var. radiata (mung bean)
Lineage: Eukaryota; Viridiplantae; Streptophyta; Magnoliopsida; Fabales; Fabaceae
Product: ATP-dependent zinc metalloprotease FTSH 4, mitochondrial
Exons: 7
Coding region: 145-2328 (727 amino acids)
Biological process (GO): proteolysis
Cellular component (GO): chloroplast thylakoid; membrane
Molecular function (GO): ATP hydrolysis activity; metalloendopeptidase activity; ATP binding
Source: RefSeq, a predicted model, not a curated record